UUUGGCUCCUAGGUUGAAAGGCUUUCUGUGAGCCCCAAUCCCAUCCAUGGCCAUGGAGAAGGCCACGAACUUGGUCAAGGCUUUGCCAUCCUCCAGGCUUUGCGAUUCCUUAGACUCAGCCCGUGCUGCAGCGGGUGCAGCUGAGAGUGGGAAAUGUUGGUAUGUGAUGCAGCUGGGCAAGACAAGUAUGUCGGAGGUGCACGCAGCUUUGCAGGAAGGAUCAGGUCAGUUGGGUGUGCUGCUUGUUGCGAGCCAAAGUCCAGUCUCUCAGCUUGAGGUGCUGAGAGCAAUGGAGUACGGUGGUGUGUACGUGGCUUCUGCUGAGUUGGAGAAGCCAGGAGAAUGCCUCAAGGAAGCGGCCAGCUUUUCGAUUGGCCCUUCCUUGGUUUUGCUGACUGAAGCAGCUGCCAUCAAAGGUGAUGAGAACUGGACUGCCUUCAGGUACGAUCCACGCCGAGAGGACCAAGGACUUGCUGCAUUCGUCACUGACAGCAGCCGUGUCCGAAGUGAGAUCCAGGGCUUCCUGUCCAGAGAGAGUCUUUUGACUCUGAUCGCCAAAAAGUCUUUGCCAUCUGCAAGUGCAGGUGAUGCUGAAGCUGGAGGCUUGAGUGAAGGACUGGCAGCUGCGUCCAAGACGGUGACCAUCCUGUACUCCUCUGACACCGGACAUGCCGAAGAAUGUGCCAAAGCAGUUGCCCGACAGUGCCGAAAUGGAGGAUAUGCUGGCAGUGCAGUCCGCUGCGGCACCAUGGACUCCUUCGAUGUCGGGGCCCUGCCUGCUGAGCCCUUGGUGGUUUUCUGCGUAGCAACUGCCGGGAAAGGUGAAUUCUGCGGGAAUGGCCGAAACUUCUUCCAGAAGUUGAGCGAUCGCUCAGAUUUGGCUCUGAACGACUUCAAGUACUGCAUCUUUGGCCUGGGGGAUUCUCACUACUGGGGCAAGGGCACUGAGGAAUCAAAGUUCAACUUUGCCAAACCAGCUCGUGACCUGGACAACCUGUUGGAGAAGAUGGGUGCCCAGCGCAUGAUGCCCACAGGAUUUGGAGAUGACCAAGAUGUGGACCAGUACCACACCGGAUUUGCUGAAUGGAAGGGCCAGCUUUUCUCCCGUCUUGGUGUUGACAAGGCAGAUGCAGCUGGAGGCGGUGAUGAUGGCCCUGUGAAGACUGAUGAGCAGAUCAAGGUGGAGACCAAGCAGCUCAGAGGAAGCAUGAAAGAAUCUUUGGACGACAUCACCACUGGUCAGGUCCCCUUCCAGGACACCAAAUUGAUCAAAUCCCAUGGAUCCUACCAACAGGAUGAUCGAGAUCUCCGUGAGGAACGUCAGAAAAUGGGAGUCGAGAACGCCUUCAGCUUCAUGAUUCGUGUCCGCUUGCCCGGUGGCUUUUGUACGGCUGAGCAAUGGAUUGCUAUGGAUGACAUUUGUGGAAAGUUUGCCAACGGAACUUUGAAGAUCACCACACGCCAGACAUGGCAAGUGCAUGGAGUCCUCAAGAGGGAUGUCAAGAACACCAUGCGUGCAAUGAACAAGGCCUGCAUGGACACAGUGGCCGCUUGCGGAGAUGUGUGCCGAAACGUGCUAUGCACAUCCCGCCCAGAUGUUUGCAGCAAAGAGCUCCACAAAGAGAUUUUGCACUACACCUAUGACAUCCAUGACCAUUGCCUGCCCCGCUCUGGUGCAUACCAUGAGAUCUUCUUGAUGCAAGGGGAUGAGAUGGCUGAGAAGAUCCAGGUCAUGGGAUCUACGCCAGUGGAGGAGGAGCCACUCUAUGGCCUGACCUACCUGCCCCGAAAGUUCAAGGUCGCGGUGGCGAUUCCACCCAGCAAUGAUGUGGACCUUUUCGCACACUGUGCAGGCUUCAUUGCCAUCAUUCAGGAUGGCAAACUGCUGGGUUUCAAUGUGGCUGUGGGUGGUGGCUUGGGAUUCACCCACAACAACCAGAAAACACAUCCCAGAUUGGCUGAUGUCAUUGGCUUUUGCAAGCCUGGCGAUGCCAAAUAUGUGUGCGAGUGCAUUUUGACUGUUGCCCGUGACUUUGGUGACCGCACAGGUCGCAAGCACGCGCGGGUGAAGUACACCGUGGAGGACUACGGCCCCAAAUGGUUCAAGGAGCAGGUGGUAGAGCGUCUCGGUUUUCCCCUGGAAGAGGCCAAGCCCUAUGCCUUCGAGCACCGUGGUGACUUGCACGGCUGGGUGAAAGUCAACGAUGGAACCUGGAGCUGUGGCCUCCUGAUCCCCAUUGGCCGAGUGAAGGAAAGCUCCCGUGUUUGCAUUCGAAAAAUUGCUGAGUUGCUGAAGGGUGAAGGUGGAUUCCGCAUGACCUGCAACCAGUCACUGGUUUUGGAGAACAUCACUGAUGCCAAGAAGAGCCAGGUGCAGCAGCUGCUGGAUCAGUACAAGGUCAUGCACAGCAAGGAGACCACGGUCAGUGGCAUGCGCCGCAACAUGGUGGCAUGCGUGGCGUUGCCCACGUGUCCUCUGGCUUUUGCCGAGGCAGAGCGCUACCUGCCGACCUUGGUUGAGCGUCUGGAGGCGGUGGCGGACAAGGUCGGCAUCGCCCAGGACGACAUCGUGAUCCGCAUGACCGGCUGUCCCAACUCUUGCGGCAGGCCAUCCAUGGCAGAGAUUGGCUUCAUCGGCAAAGCACCUGGUACCUACAACAUGUACUUGGGAGCUGACUUUGUCGGCAAACGCCUCAACACAUUGUAUGCCGAGUCCGUGAGUGAGGAUGAAAUCAUCAAGAUCCUGACUCCAAUGUUUGCCAAGUAUGCGGGUGGACGUGCCAAGAAUGAGAGUUUUGGUGAUUUUCUAGUUCGCCAAGGAAUCGUCAAAGCGAUGAAGGAUGGCCGCGACUGGUGGACAACUCCUGAGGUCUGAGCAGCUUCUGAAAGUCUCGGAAGCUUGGCUCUUGUCUCGGUAGAUGUAAUGCAACCAAAUUGCAGAACUCACUUUUUGGUGAGUCCAUCUUCUCCACAAGUUUCUCUGAUAGUCUUCUCGUAUGUGCAUAGCUGCACUUGCGACCAAUCCCUCUCCGAGCUUUCGGUAGUCGACAAACACGGUCACCGCGCCAGAGCUACCGACGGCGCCCAAAA
Messenger RNA from Cladocopium goreaui, 3090 nucleotides. The record is from the annotation of a GenBank genome assembly. NCBI's taxonomy places the organism in Eukaryota, Dinophyceae, Suessiales, Symbiodiniaceae.